AUGCUGAAGACCAUAGUAUCCACCUUCCACACCGUGAUGGGCUCCUCGCUCUCCCUUUCCUCGCAAUCCGCCGUCGACACCAUCUCCCACUGGCGCGCUAAGCCGGACCACGAGCUGAUCUUUGACUCCGGCCGCCGCGACGUGCGCCACUACUUCGAAGCCGUUGACCGCCUCCGCCAGCCGUCGCCGCCCCCCUCCGGCGCCCCCAGGGUCGGCUUCACCGCCGAGCUGGUGUCCAUCGCCAUGGCCCGGCUCCGCCACGAGUUCGGCGCCGUCCUCGACCGCUGGUCCGACAGCCAGGCCGUGGCCCCCGUCUCCACCACCGAGUCCACUUUCGCCACCGACAGCACGGCCUAUCUGUUCAGGUACGAGGAAUACGUGGCCCACGAGCCGCCGAACGACGACGUGGUCGCUUACCUCAGAAACAUUGCUCAGAGAAUGAGCUCCAACGACGAUGUCAGGGAGUGCGUCGACGUCUACCGGCGCGUGAGGCGGAAUUUCUUGCAGGGGCAGCUCAAACGACUGCGUUUUGAGGAGCUGAGCAGCUCGGCCCUCGGCACGAGACGGCACACGUGGGACGAGCUGAAGGUAAAAAUGGAAUCUUGGGCUCAAGUCUGCAAGAUUUGUGUUAAAAUCUUGUUUGAGAUGGAGAAAAAACUGUGUCACCUCAUUUUUCAGGGGCUUGUUCUUGUAGAUGACAUUAAUUCCUGCAAUAAUUAUGCAGAAGAUCUCUGCUUUGUGGGCACAGUUCAAGAUUUUGCCUUUAGCCUGUUUUCCUUUGUUGUUGCUGAGGCAAUAAUCAAUCAGCCCUAUGAGAGAAUGGUUUAUGUGUUAGGGGUUUACAGUGCUUUUGUUUGGGUUCUGCCUAGUGCUAAUGCCCUCUUCAGCUCCGAAUUAGGACUCGGGAUUCGAAACAAAUGCUCGGAAAUUCUCUCGGUUAUCGAGCAGGAUUCGGCCCGAAUGCUGCAUGAUUUCGAGCGCUGUGUCCUAAAUGAGGUCUCGAUUUAUCCGGUCGACAACCGGGGUUCGGUCUGUCAAUUGACGACGUACGUGACGGAGCAGAUCGCAAUUAUCGAGCAAAACAGGGACCUACUCGCGAAUUUGAUAAAACGGGCCCCCUCGUUCGAUUUUGGGGAUCUCGCGGAGGACACGAGUGGGCGCAAUUUCCUCGAGACACACGUGAUCUUGAUCGUCUCGAUUUUGCUGACGAAUCUCGAUUCCAAGCGCCAGGCCCACACGAAUUCCUCGUCGGGCCUUCUGUUUAUGGCGAACAACUUCCAACACGUUUUACAGAGAAUCGAAGGCUCGGAAGGGCUAAGGCGAAUGGUCGGGGAAUCUUAUGUGGCGAAAUUGGUCGAGGGUUCGAAGGCCGCGCUCGGGAAUUUCGUGGGGUCCGCUUGCGCCGGGUUCGAGGCGUGCUUUGAGGACAAGGGUCUUUAUGUCACGUGGUGUUGCAAACCUAGGCUUUCGCGAAGUGCGGUUAGGAGGAGGAUUAGGGAUUUUAACCGCGCGUAUGAGGAGUUCCGGGCUUUGGGCUUGUCGUGGGUUGUGCCAGACCCGGAGAUGAGAAACGAGUUGCGUUGUAAGUUGCACGAGAAUUUGGUGCAGGCCUAUGCCGAUUUUCUCGACAAUUUGAGAAGUAGUUCCGAGACGAGUUUUGUGUUCAAGUACUCGGCCGAGGAUUUCAAGGUUUUGAUCUGGGAAGAGUUGUUUAAGGAGAGUUGA
Striga hermonthica is the source of this 1725-nucleotide messenger RNA. The record is from the annotation of a GenBank genome assembly. Lineage: Eukaryota; Viridiplantae; Streptophyta; Magnoliopsida; Lamiales; Orobanchaceae.